AUGUUGAAGUUUCUUGUGUUUGCUGCUCUGGUCCUGUGCGGACACUGCUCUGAGCAGUACAUAGAAGAUGUAGCAGACAAUUCUAGAGUGGUCGGAGGUUCAAACAGUUUACCUAACGCCUGGCCAUGGCAGAUCUCUCUCCAGUAUCAGUCCGGCAGCAGCUGGUACCACACCUGUGGAGGUUCCCUGAUCCGUGCUAACCGGGUGCUGACCGCUGCUCACUGUGUGGACAGGGUUGUCAAAUUCCGUGUUGCACUUGGAGACCAUAACCUUAGUGUAAAUGAAGGUACUGAGCAGAUCAUUGCUGUGUCCACUAUAAUCAAACAUGCUAACUGGAAUACCAAUAGUGUUUCUGCUGGUUUCGAUAUUGCCGUCCUCCACCUGGCUUCAAGCGCCACCCUGAACAGCUAUGUAAAACUGGCUACACUCCCAGCUGAUGGCCAUGUCCUGACCAAUAACUAUGAUUGUACCAUUACCGGAUGGGGAAGAACUGCCACUGGUGGCUCUCUGCCAUCCAUCCUCCAGCAGGCCCCCUUGCCCGCCGUUGACCAUGCCACCUGCUCUUCCAGCUCCUACUGGGGUAGCACUGUAAAGACCACCAUGGUGUGUGCCGGAGGUAACGGACAACAGGCUGGAUGCAAUGGAGAUUCUGGUGGACCUCUCAACUGUGCUGUCAAUGGUGUCUACCAAGUCCAUGGUAUUGCUAGCUUUGUGUCUUCCCUUGGAUGCAAUGCUUACCUCAAGCCAACAGUGUUCACCAGGGUGUCUGCUUACACCUCCUGGAUCAACAACAGCAUCUAAAUUGCUAAAACGUGAACAACUGGAGAAAAGACAGAUUGUGACAUCUGAUCCAUUUGCUAUAAUAUCAAG
Molecule: messenger RNA, 870 nt
Organism: Hyla sarda
Lineage: Eukaryota; Metazoa; Chordata; Amphibia; Anura; Hylidae
Product: chymotrypsin-like elastase family member 1
Exons: 8
Coding region: 1-801 (266 amino acids)
Biological process (GO): proteolysis
Molecular function (GO): serine-type endopeptidase activity
Source: RefSeq, a predicted model, not a curated record